AUGUCCGACGUACCUCCGGAAAUCAUCACCAUCAUCCUCAGCCGUCUCCCAGUGAAAUCUCUUCUGCGUUUUCGCCGUGUCUCCAAGCCAUGGCGCUCUCUGAUCGACUGCCGCGAUUUCAUCAAACUCCAUCUGCGCCUCUCAGCCGAGACCAACUCCAAUCGCGCCCUUAUAGUGCGAUCGAACGAGCUUUUCUGCGUAGAUCUGGACUUCUUCGAGCUAUUAGACGCCGGAAACAUCCGAUUCAAGCCGCGGAACGCCCUCUGCUCCUGCAACGGUCUGGUCCUCCUCGUGUCACACUCCGACGAGGUCGCCCUCUGGAAUCCUUCAACGAGAAAACUCAACAAACUGCCGCCGUCGCCCGCGUUCAGUCAUUGGCCAGCCCAAUACGCCCUGGGCUACGACUCGAAGCAUGAUGACUACAAAGUCGUACGGGUGGUCCCGGAUUACAAGUUGCUGGAGGAUGGGGAGUAA
Striga asiatica is the source of this 474-nucleotide messenger RNA. NCBI's taxonomy places the organism in Eukaryota, Viridiplantae, Streptophyta, Magnoliopsida, Lamiales, Orobanchaceae. The record is from the annotation of a GenBank genome assembly.